Molecule: messenger RNA, 1275 nt
Organism: Anisakis simplex (herring worm)
Lineage: Eukaryota; Metazoa; Nematoda; Chromadorea; Rhabditida; Anisakidae
Source: the annotation of a GenBank genome assembly
AUGGAACGUUUGAAGCCCUUUGAAGAUCUGGAUAAAGAUUAUUACUUGGAUGAUCACGCUGGAUGGGGCAGUGAUGGUUACGAGAAUUGCGACAGUGACAGGUUAUUUGAUGCGUUAUGGUGUGAUUGUUUGAUCCUAGCAUGUUUACAAUUCUUGAAAGUGAUGUUUCUGCAUGUCUCUCAUCCCACUUCCCUAACCGGAAUGCAUUUCUGGGCAGCUUUUAAACUAAUUUACAUGGUCUGUGCUGAUCUGUUUCGCUUCUCCUCAACUGAUGAACCACGUGAAGAAAUGAAGUCGAAAUCCAGUGAUGUUCUUUGUCCUGAUUCAGGUAUUCAUCAAGAACAGUCGAACACCAUUCAAUCAAGCGACAUGGAUGAAUGCAAUGCGACUAUGAAGAAAGAUGAUGAUAUUGGCAGUAUUCAUCCUCUUGGCUUGAAAGCUGAAGAAACCUCCAAUAGAGAGAAAUGUCACACAAAAUGCAGCACUUCAGCGAAUGAAGUCACUGACAGUUCGAAUUCGAAGAAAACGGUAUGCUUCAAAGAAGGACCAGAUGAGGUAUUUGGUCACAAUGACGACAGCGUUGCGAUACCCGUUUUGAAUGAUAGUGCUGCAGAUGGAGCACUCCGUAAUACUGCUGAUGCAGAUUCCAGUUCCGCUUAUAACGACAAAAAUAAUCUGUUGAAAAAAUUAGCUGAUAAGGCGAUGAUGAAGAAUAAGAGGAAGAGACAAGAAGGUCAAAACAAGAAAGAAGUUGAGAAUGAUGAAGAUGUGCAAUUUUAUGAUCCAAAUGAAGAUGACGACAAUGAGCUUUGGGUAGAGGAGCAUCGUAAACGUUUGGGAAUGUUACCAAUAAGAUCGACACGGGACGAAUCGACUUCGAAAGAGCGAGAAAAGAAACUUGAUGAUGAUACAGAUGCGGUGUUGUCAUGUCCAGCUUGUCUGACUUUAUUAACUAGGCAAUGUCAAAGACAUGAAUUCUAUCGCGAUCAAUACAGAGCGGUAUUCGUUGAAAAUUGCAAGGUUAUCGGCGAAGAAUCGUUGUUUUUGCCCGAAAGUAGUGCGAGAAAACGAAAAGGAAAAGGCAAGGAAGCGACAAAGUGUACAGCAGAAGAACAACCGAAACCAUAUACGCUGGUAAGUUCAUCUGAAGCAGCUAAGCUUGGACGUGACGAUUUAUUUCAUCCAGUUCAGUGCGCGAUUUGUUCCACGGCAGUCGGUGUUUAUGAUGCAGAGGAAAUCUAUCAUUUCUUUAAUGUUCUUACUGGUUACGCAUGA